Messenger RNA from Populus nigra (black poplar), 504 nucleotides. RefSeq lists its product as uncharacterized. The transcript has a single exon. Bases 1 to 504 code for a protein of 167 amino acids. Lineage: Eukaryota; Viridiplantae; Streptophyta; Magnoliopsida; Malpighiales; Salicaceae. The record is from RefSeq and is a predicted model, not a curated record.
AUGGAGAUUGGUGGUGGCAAUUACGUCGGUACUGGUUCCACAGGUGUUGGGUUUGGUGGAUUGGAAGGUGUCAACACAGGGAUGCUAGGAGAAGGUGUUGGUUUUGGUGGAUUUGAAGGUGUCAACACAGGGAUGCUAGGAGAAGGUGUUGGUUUUGGUGGAUUUGAAGGUGUGAACACAGGAAUGCUAGGAUAUGGUUUUCGUUUUGGUUUUGGUGGAUUUGAAGGUUUCAACACAGGAAUGCUAGGAGAAGGUGUUGGUUUUGGUGGAUUGGAAGGUGUCAACACAGGAACGCUAGGAGAAGGUGUUGGUUUUGGUGGAUUGGAAGGUGUCAUUACAGGAAUGCUAGGAGCUGGUUUUGGUUUCGGUGGACGUGAAGGUGUGGGCGGUGUUUCAGCUGGGGAUGGCGAUGUUGGUGCUGAUGUAGGUGGUGUGGGAGUUAGUUUAGGUGGCAAAGGAGGCCAUUUAGGUUUCGGCAACGGAGACAAAUCCUUAGCAUGGUGA